Saxophila tyrrhenica is the source of this 555-nucleotide messenger RNA. RefSeq lists its product as uncharacterized. The coding region runs from base 1 to 555 and encodes 184 amino acids. NCBI's taxonomy places the organism in Eukaryota, Fungi, Ascomycota, Dothideomycetes, Mycosphaerellales, Extremaceae. The transcript is spliced from 2 exons. The record is from RefSeq and is a predicted model, not a curated record.
AUGGGUGUUGAUGCCGCCCAGGGCGUGUUCGGGCACAUGAGUCCUGGGCAGGCGGUCUCGCCGACUCGUCAUGGUGGCUCCUUACGAUCUCUAAAGUCGGUGGUGCCAGGUGGCGAGGAUCCUUUCGUCGACAGGACAGAUGACAGCGGCCGCUCCGGUGCUGAUGAGAAGAAAGCAUCGCUGCUUUGGUCGCCUUCGCAGGCUCGGCGGGAGACGGUGCACACGGAGACCGAGAACACCUUCGGCCUUUGGGACAGCAACUUGCGACAGGAGAGGCAUGGUGAUGCGCUUCCGCCCAGCGGUACGGUCGAAAGGACGCCAGACUCGCCUCCUCCAUCACCGAGCACCCCAGGAACAUCUGACGGAGAAAAAGUGACACCCAGAGAAAACACACCUCCCUCCGGUCCACAUCAGCACAUCACGAACCUGGAACGAAACACCCCUGUCCUCGAGGCCAGGCGAGGGAGGGCUGCUGAUAAUGGCCAAUUCCCGAGAUCAGUGCGGCGACACUGUCCAGCUGGACGGGACAGGGGCACGAAGGCGAGGUGGUGGUAG